This is a messenger RNA of Talaromyces proteolyticus, 3758 nucleotides long. RefSeq names its product putative sodium/hydrogen antiporter. The transcript has a single exon. Gene Ontology annotation, molecular function: sodium:proton antiporter activity. The record is from RefSeq and is a predicted model, not a curated record. Bases 433 to 3693 code for a protein of 1086 amino acids. Lineage: Eukaryota; Fungi; Ascomycota; Eurotiomycetes; Eurotiales; Trichocomaceae. Gene Ontology annotation, cellular component: plasma membrane. Gene Ontology annotation, biological process: sodium ion export across plasma membrane; intracellular potassium ion homeostasis; regulation of membrane potential.
CGUCUCGAGCACGCUGAUUCCGUGUGAGAUCAAUACUUGCAGCUGCUAUCCUCCGCUGUCUAGCUGGCUGGAUCGCGAUUCCGAUAAACAGAUUAGUGUUUCAAGCUCCUUCUGAGCACUUGAACACCCCGCUCGCUCUUCAAGCGCCGUCGAAUCAUCCGUCACGACGGAACCGAUAAUACCUGUGAAGGCCAUAUAACCCGUCUCUUGUUCCCAGUCGUUGCUGUGGGACAGAUAUGCCUAAGAGCGUGACGACAAGACCGGUGUCGGAAUUUGAACUCGCCGCUGCUAUCAAGCCGGGUGAGGCAACAGAGUUCAAGUAAAUAAUUCAACGAAACCCAUAGCAUAGAAGCAGCCGAUUACAAUCGAUAGAUCGGAGCUUUCUGUCCAUCCCCCGUUCCUUCGAACCAGGUCCCCAGACACCGGGCCACAAUGGUUUGGGAACAACUCGACAUCGAUAAGCCCCAUGUGGCCUACAUGAUCUUAGGAGGCUUCACCAGCCUCUUCAUGUUGUGUUCGCUUUUCGUGAAAGAAAAGCUCUAUAUCGGUGAAGCCACCGUCGCCACGCUGUGUGGUAUCAUAUUUGGGCCCUACGCUGCUAAUCUGUUUACUCCUGAUUCAUGGGGCAAUGUGGAUAAGAUCACGCUAGAAUGCUCUCGUAUCGUUCUGGUCGUUCAAUGUUUUGCUGUAGGAGUCGAAUUGCCCAAGUCCUACAUGGAAAGACAUUGGAGGUCUGUCGCCCUUCUCCUCAUUCCCGUCAUGACAUGGGGCUGGCUCAUGACUAGCCUGUUCAUUUGGUGGUUGGUCCCUCCACUGUCAUGGCUUGAGAGUUUGGCAUGCGCUGCAUGUGUGACUGCUACCGAUCCUGUUUUGGCAUCCUCGGUUGUCGGUAAAGGUAAAUUCGCGAAGCGAGUGCCUAAACAUUUGAGAGACCUGUUAUCUGCGGAGUCAGGAUGCAACGAUGGCAUGGCUUUCCCAUUCAUUUAUCUCUCGCUCUAUAUCAUCAGGUAUCGUCCAGAUGCCAGUACAGUUAGUUUCCACUGGUUUUGCAACACAAUUCUGUACGAAUGUAUUUUUGGUGCCGUUUAUGGUUUCGUGAUCGGUUAUAUUGGUCGCCAUAUGAUCAAGCAAGCAGAGAAGAAAAACCUGAUCGAUCGUGAGAGCUUUUUGGUGUUCUAUUUCGUGUUGGCUCUAUUUUGCGCAGGCUCAGGCAGUCUCCUCGGUAUGGACGAUCUUUUGAUUGGAUUCGCAGCUGGAGUUGGUUUCAGUAAUGACGGAUGGUUUACUGAAAAGACAGAGGAGUCUCAUGUUUCCAACGUCAUCGAUUUGUUGCUCAAUCUGGCAUAUUUCGUCUAUUUUGGCUCGAUUAUCCCCUGGAGUUCGUACAACAUGCCCGCAAUUGGACUCUCACCAUGGAGACUCGUCGUCAUUGCAUUACUCGUCAUUUUCUUCCGACGCAUUCCAAUCAUGAUGAUUCUUAAACCCAUCAUACCAGACGUCAAAACAUGGCGAGAAGCCCUGUUUGCCGGUCAUUUUGGUCCCAUUGGUGUCGGAGCCAUCUUCGCGGCUAUUCUAGCUAGAGCCGAGCUAGAAAACGGCAGCACAGAGCCAGAAACUCAAGAUGCUCUUCCUAAGCCAGGCGAGACAAAUUAUUACUUGGUUCAAUUGAUUUGGCCUAUUACUACAUUCCUGGUAAUUGCGUCUAUAGUCGUCCACGGGUCCUCGAUUGCUGUUUUCACCCUCGGAAAACGUAUCAAUACAUUGACGAUCACAUUGUCGUACACUACAGCUAAUGAAGAUGGGCCUUCAUGGAUGAACCGUCUGCCUCGUGUCGCAUCAAUGUCAAAGAGCUCGGUAUCCUUGCGAAAAGCAGAAUCAUAUGAAGGAUCGAGUGGAGAGGCUCCGGAGUUUCCUCCUGGUACGCUGCCGCCUAUCGGUGCUCCUGGUACUUUCCUUCGACGUGUGCAAAAUGAGGAUGAGGAGGAUGGUCGUAGAGCGCCUAGUAUACGGUCAAGGAAACGCAGAAAGAGGCGUUCGAAGAAUGUAGGCGGUCCUAUCAGUCAAUCUGCCAUCACACCUGCAAGGCGUCGGGAAGCUACCCAGGUUACUGAGGAAAAUGUCGCCGAGGAAAAGGCUGAAAAGCCUGGUGAGUCCUCGCCAAUUAACCAGAAGGAACAGGAAGAAAGAGAUCGAAUCGAGCGCGAAAGCUCACCGCCACAGAGAGAACGUGACAGGUUCGGCCGAGAGCCGGAACUGGAGGUUUACCAAGAGGGCCAUAAGAUGAUCAUCGAGGACGCGGAAGGAAACGUCUUGAAAACUGAAGACAUCACUGGCGAGUCACCUGAGGAACAGAAACAGCACAUUAUUGAUGUACACAAGAAACUCAGGGCAGACAAGUCAGGCGAGUAUGCUAAGUCGAAGGGUCAGCCACAUAGCAAGACAGAAGGCGAAGAACUACAGAAAGAGGUUGAGGAUGUGGCUAGUCAGCAGUACCGAUCAAUGAAACAACGCUUUGGUCAAUGGGCUGGCUGGGGCAAGGAGAAGCCAGCAGAAGGAGAAGCAGGCCCAUCAAAGGCCAAAGCGAAACCUCCCCGUCAAUCUGCACAUGCCUAUCAAUUUGGAAAUACAAUCAUCGUCGAGGAUGAAGACGGUGAGGUCAUCAAGAAAUACACCAUUCCUACUGUACAGAAGCCUGAAGGUGUGGCUCCAGCAAAUGCUGCAGAGUCGCAAGUGCGGAAAGGCCUUACGCGAAUGGGAACUUGGGUCGGAAUGAAAGAAGGAGAAGCAUCGAAAGAUCCAGAAAAUGUUGCGGUUGGUGCAGAUGAUGAUGAUGAUGGCCUACGGUUCACUGUUGCUCAUGAUCCUGCUCUCGAGAAGCAAGGGGUAGGCGUAAAGGGAAGACGCAUGAGCAAACAAGAUUUCAUCAAAGAGAUCAGCAAAUUGGAUCCGCGAGCGCGUCGUAUGCUCGUCGAAGAGACCGAUGCUCCACAAAAUGUCAAGCAAGUGGCUCGUCAGGAAGCAAAGACACAAGAUAACAUUGAAAAGAGAAUAGCAGAGAACCCUAGUCAUUUCAUGAAUAUCCCUGAAGGUACUGACGCAGAAGAUUCCGAAGACGGAGAAAGCGACGGUACAGAUACAGAGUCUGGGCGUGACAUUCCUACUCAUGAUAUUGCUAGUACAUUGGCCAGGUAUUCGGACAAUGCCCAGGCACGUCGCCGACGUCUUGCUGGUGAGCCCGAUAACCCUACAGAGUAUUCAAUCGAGCAGGAAGAAGAUUCAGAAGACGAUGGCACAGAGCGUGUUCCGCCUUCAGCCAAACGGGCAGGAUUAGCAGCUCCUCAUCGAACUGCUUCUGCAAUCCGCGAUGACACUGGAGAGACGCCCGCAGAACGUAAGCGACGUCUUGCAGCUUUGGGUGAGAUCGAGGAUCAAGACGACGAGAACGACGACGAGGAUGCCGAAAUUGCCGGUGUGCCUCGCCAACCAAAGCCCGCAGUCGUUCGAGAGCCCAGUAGUGAAGACGACAGCGAAUCUCGAGCAGUCAGAGGAAGCAUCCAAUUCGCCGACGGCACCCGUCCUGCCAGGAAUACUGGCGAGACUACUGACAACGGCAACGGAAGGUCCUCGAGAAACGUUUAUGGUCACGGCAACCGCCAAAGAGUUUCCUGGGGCGGCGAACGGGGACGACAGUAAAUUGAGUUAUUUCUCUAUGCCUACGGAUAAACAUGAUGUCUAGAUCACACUAGUGUUCCUGGUGU